CUCGUCUUCUGCAGCGAACUGACGGCGCAAAGUCACCGAGAGUCGCACGCAGUUGAGCAUGCCGAAGUAGCGCCCGCACAGCUGCACGCAAGCAUGGGAGCCACGGCCGAGGAGAAAGCACGCGCAGCGUGUACGUGCCAGAGUAGGUGCAACAACUGCAAAGUCUUCCUGGGGUUCUUCGUGCUGUCGCUCGCGCUUCACGUCGCCACGCUCGUGUGUUAUCUGGACCUGCGCUCCGAGAUCAAACGCGACGUCCUGACGAAGGAGCGAGACGACAUUUCCGCGGCGAGGGCGAGUGCCGAGGCGACGGCGCUGGGGGUGCUGCGGGCACGCGACUCCAGCGCCCCUGAAGCGGACAAACCGGGCCGAACAGAGAGGGGGAUGUCGGCAGAGAAGACAGGCGUCGUCCGCUCCAAGCGCUCAGAAUCCUCUGGAAAUGUAAAAGGGAAAGGCGAAAGGAAGAAAGGUAAAAAGGGUCCCCCUGGUGCUCCAGGACCCCCAGGUCCGCCAGGACCGCAGGGCCCCCCUGGAAUACCAGGGAUCCCUGGAAUCCCAGGCAGUAAUGCUCUGGGGCCGCCCGGACCAGGAGGACCUCCGGGACCACCUGGACCUGCAGGUCCACCGGGACCACAGGGGCCCCCUGGACCUCAGGGCCCAGGUGGUGGUGAGCGAGGCAGGUACAGAGACACACAGCCAGCUGUGGUACAUCUCCAGGGCCAGGAAACAACUAUUCAAGUGAAAGAAGAUCUCUCAGAAGGCGUCCUGAAGAACUGGAGGAUGAUCUCCAUCCACCAGCGUGUGUUUAAGAUGCACUCGCGCUCUGGACAGCUGGAGGUGCUGGUGGACGGAACCUACUUCAUCUAUAGUCAGGUAGAAGUGUACUACCUGAACUUCACAGACAUAGCCAGUUACGAGGUGAUGAUUGAUAAGGAUCCUUUCCUACGCUGCACCAGGAGCAUUGAGACCGGCCAGCGCAAGUUCAAUACCUGCUACACGGCCGGCGUGUGCUGGCUGCGCGCCAGACAGAAGAUCUCCAUCCGCAUGGUCUACGAGGACACCUCCAUCUCCAUGAGCAACCACACCACUUUCCUCGGGAGCAUCCGCCUGGGCGAGGGCCCACCCACUGGACACAGCUAGCCAAUCAGCUCGCAGAACACGACCACCUGACAUGGCGGCGCCAAUCAGCUUUUGAUAUCAGCUCCCAGAAUCAGUCCUAUGAACUCGUGAGGUAUACCUCACAAAAACCCACCAAUAUACCUCACAAGCUCCGCCCCCUUAGUGCACCCGAUCUGAUGACAAAUGGUUGUUUCAGCUCCAAGCUCAUGGGAUAGAUGUUUUAAUUAGCCAAUCAUGUACAAUCUCACAUACACUGCCACUGACCAAUCAAAGCUUAUGGUCAAGACUACCCAGAACCACCUGGUUCAAACCAGCUUUGAUCCCCCAGCCCUCAUUGGCCCCGCCUUCAGCUUCAGAAAUGAUCUCAGUAAAGGUUGGUGGAGGAGGCGGGGAGAGGGCGUGGUCAGCCUGGGCCCCAGCCAGAGGGAAACAUUGUUUCGAACUCUGCAUCUGGGGUGUUCGAGGUGACUCAGAGCAGAGUCUAGAGAGAAGAAACAGAGUUGGAAGCACUUCUGUAAGACCACAGUUUAACACAAUGCCAUCUUUUCACCAGCUUCAUGAACACAGAAAAACUAAACACACACACACACCCUUGGAUUAAGUGUAUGUGGCUACACACAGUGGAAUACUUACUGAUAACAUAUUUGGGGGAAAAUGUCACUGUUGUUGACACGAACAUACACAAGGCAGUGUGUGUUGAUGUGACACAGACGUCGUCUAGACGUUUAGGAAAAUGCAGCUAUCUGCUCAGUCGUCAUGGUGCAUUUUGUGUAUGUGAAUGUGUGCAUGAGGUUGUGUGUGUGUGUGUGUGUGUGUGUGUGUGUGUGAGAG
Molecule: messenger RNA, 1947 nt
Organism: Electrophorus electricus (electric eel)
Lineage: Eukaryota; Metazoa; Chordata; Actinopteri; Gymnotiformes; Gymnotidae
Gene: eda
Product: ectodysplasin A
Biological process (GO): animal organ development; immune response
Cellular component (GO): membrane
Molecular function (GO): tumor necrosis factor receptor binding; death receptor agonist activity; death receptor binding
Source: RefSeq, a predicted model, not a curated record